AUAUUAAGAAAGCUUUUCUGUUUUUCAGGUAGAAUUUGCCCAUUCACUGGGAAGAAGUCCAACAGGGCAAACAAGGUCUCUCACUCAAACCACAAGACGAAAAAACUGCAAUUCGUUAACCUUCAAUACAAGAGGAUUUGGUGGGAGGCAGGCAAGCGCUAUGUGAAACUGAGGUUGUCAACAAAGGCCAUAAAAACCAUUGAGAAAAAUGGACUUGAUGCUGUAGCCAAGAAGGCUGGAAUUGAUCUUAGCAAGAAGUAGAACCUUGAACAUGAUAGCAUCUUUGUUUGUUCACUAAUUUUGAUGCCUCAAAAUAGUACUUAAUAUCUUUUGGCAUUGCUUGUUGAUUUAUUGAUUAUAUGCUUUUCAUAAUAUUACUUUCCAAGAAUAUCUUGAUCAAAA
Molecule: messenger RNA, 402 nt
Organism: Nicotiana attenuata
Lineage: Eukaryota; Viridiplantae; Streptophyta; Magnoliopsida; Solanales; Solanaceae
Product: 50S ribosomal protein L28, chloroplastic-like
Exons: 1
Biological process (GO): translation
Cellular component (GO): ribosome
Molecular function (GO): structural constituent of ribosome
Source: RefSeq, a predicted model, not a curated record